Pollicipes pollicipes is the source of this 2424-nucleotide messenger RNA. Its product is annotated as RNA exonuclease 1 homolog. The transcript is spliced from 10 exons. The coding region runs from base 224 to 1927 and encodes 567 amino acids. Gene Ontology annotation, molecular function: exonuclease activity; nucleic acid binding. The record is from RefSeq and is a predicted model, not a curated record. Gene Ontology annotation, cellular component: nucleus. NCBI's taxonomy places the organism in Eukaryota, Metazoa, Arthropoda, Thecostraca, Pollicipedomorpha, Pollicipedidae.
CUAGGACGGCGGAUGAGGAGGGGGCGCGGGACAAGGAGGCACGCUGACCGGCGGCGAAUGGGACAGGCGUGUGCGGUGUAACGCAGACAGACUUGAGGAGCGCGACGUGAAGCGGGAGCGCCGGCAGACACGGACAGUGGCGAACAGUGGACGGACAGUGAGCGAACAGUGAGAACGGUGAACGGAUUGUGAGAACGGCGAACGAACUGUGAACGUACGAACCAUGCUGUGCGAGCCGCUGAUCAUGUCCAACUCCCUUGUAGAGCGGCGGCGGGUGGCGCACGUGCCGAAUGUCGGCGCGCUGCUGCAGAAGCCGAGCGUGGCGGCGGCAGCGGCGUCCACGUCGGCCGCGGCUGACACAAAGACGGUCACCACGGCGCAGACGGCGCCCAAAGGCGGCAAGAGGCUGGCGCAUACUCCGAGCACGGCGAACUUGGCGCGGCCCAAGAUACCUGCCGAGUUCGGCGGGAAGGUGCCGACCGCUAUUCGACAGCGGUAUCUGGAUCACUUUUGCACAGACCUGCUCAAAGUGUACCCGGGCAACGAGGCACAAGCGUAUAAAAAGGCUCUGGAGGAGGAGCAGGCCGUGUACAAUCGCAGUCCGUCACGCCGUGUGUACGUGAACCUGGCGGUGGGCAGCGUGAAGCGUCUGCGCGACGCCGCGGCCGCCGGCGCGCUCCGAACUCACGGUACAUGGAUCGUGUUUCCACACCAGCGCGCCAUGCAGGACCUGACGAACGUGUACGGCCGGUACGCGGGCGGCGCCCGGCCGCCGCCGCCGCCGCCGCUGCUGCCGCUGCCGCCGCCGCACAACUACCUUGUCUACGGCUGUCCCCCGACAGACGAGAACUUUUAUGUCUUCCACCCGCUGCAGCUGCAGGGAUACGAGUCGUAUGGUGGCGUUACGGCGGGACCAGUUCCCAAUAGGACCGUGUCGCAUCUCGAUAUUUUGGCCGGCAAAGGCGGUGCGAGUGGUUCCUGGAGUAUCGAACGGAACAAGAAGGUCGACGAGAUCAAGUCAGACUCCGAGCUGUACCAGCGGCUGCAGCCGUACGUGCUGACCGAGGAGCAGCUGGAGCAGAACGGCUUCCCGCGGGCGGACGCGCUGGGCCGGCCCGGCCGCGCCCGGCUGGCGCACGUCGACUCCCGCGCGCGCAUCACGCGCGCCGGCGCCUCCUGCCGCGAGUGCCUGCGCUGCAACCGCACGUACGCGGUGGCCGACGACGGCCGCGCGCUGGUCGAGGACCAGUGCGUGUACCAUUGGGGCAGGGUCUACACGCGCAGAGGCGACAAGCGGUACUCGUGCUGCUCGCAGGAGGCACCGGCCGACGGCUGCUGCGUGGCCGCGUGUCACGUGUCCGAUAACUUUGACCCGGACAACCUGGUCGGCUACAUGGCCACCAUGGACAAGCCGGAGCCGGCCGACGGCAACCACGGCGUGUUCGCGCUGGAUUGCGAGAUGAGUUACACCCAGAUGGGUGGAGAGCUCACCCGCAUCACCGUCAUCAACUCGGACGGCGACACCGUGUACGAGUCGCUCGUCAAGCCGGACAGUCCUGUCAUCGACUUCAACACCCGGUUCAGCGGUAUCAAGGAGGAGGACAUGGAGGGGGUCGACACCACGAUCCGGGACGUGCAGGCUGUGCUGCUGAACAUGUUCAGCAGCAAGACCAUACUGAUCGGGCACUCGCUCGAGAGCGACUUUAAGGCACUGAAGCUGAUUCACUCCACGGUGGUGGACACGAGCGUGGUGUUCCCGCACAAGAUGGGUCGGCCUUACAAGCGCGCGCUACGCAACCUGUGUUCUGACCAUCUGAAGCGCAUCAUCCAGAACGAUGUUGGAGGUCACGACAGCGCGGAGGACGCCGUCUCCUGCAUGGACCUGAUGCUCUGGAAGCUGAAGGAGGACGCCAAGUCGCUGCGCUGACGGGGAGGAGGCGGCCUGCCAUCGGAGCUGGCGCCGGACGCGGAGGAGACAUCCGCGGCGUCGGCGCGACUAGCCGCCGGCAGCCGGCCCGGACGCGGACCGGCUGGCUCGGCGGGCCCGAUUGCGCGCCGGCCGCGCCCCGCUGCUCGGUAUUUAUUGAGUGCGUGUGGUGUGCGCAGGAGCGGUGGUGAGAGGGAGUGUGGUGUGUGCCGUGGUGCGCGCAGGACGGGUCGUGAGAAGCGAGCGUGGGUCGGCGCCCGAGCCGUUGCCGCGCGCGCCUCUACCAGGCCGGAUCGUACAAAGUCAUUCCAUUUGUAGGCGUGUUGUUUUGUACGGGCACCUCGCCGGCUGCCCGGCGCGGGGUGACGCGGCGUCCCGGACUGGCCGCAGCGGCUGUGCAUUGUGUACGUCAUGUGUUGCGCGGCCCCAUGGUAUGUACAUAUUGACCUGUUGCUCGUUUGUGCCCGCGCAGGCGACCAAUACAUUUGCUGAAUUAA